AUGGAGCUGAACGAAGAGUUCACUCUAGACACGGGAACAGGGAGAGAUGAACAAGAUUUUCCAACUUUCGGUAAUGUCCAGGUGGCACUAGAGACUCCAGGUCUUUUGGAUACUCUGUAUUUCCGAGAAAAACCAACAUGUGACAUUGCACUUGACGUCGAUGAGGUUGAGAUUGAGGACUAUGUCAUUGCAAUGGGCAACUUUGAAAGUGUCAAGUCGAGCAACGAGAGCACUGGUAUUAUUUCUAGGGUUGGAGAGGACGUCACUCACCUCCAGCCUGGCAACAAGGUCAUAUGCUUGGAGCGCGGAUACUACGACACCUUCCUUCGCAGCCCGGUACAGAAGUGCCUCAAACUCGAAAAUGAUGCCGACCUUGUAGAGAUGGCUACCGUGGGAAUUGCCUGUGGGACUGCAAUAUAUGCGCUAGACUAUCUAGCCCAUUUAGAAGUCAACGAAACAGUGUUGAUUCAGGCUGCCACCGGUGGUUUGGGGCUUGCGGCCAUCCAAUAUGCCGAGACUAUCUCAUCUGUGUGCGGAAUUCCCGCAAAUCAUAUCUUCUGGUCCCGAACUCUAGAGUUCAAGGAUGAAAUACUGAAGCAGGCACGAUGUCGCGGUAUUGAUGUUGUCCUUUCAACCAUCUCUGGCCCCGGGUUCCACGAGAGCUUAAAAUGCCUAGCACCAUGUGGAAGGCUUAUUGAUGUUGGACGUGGAAACGUCUUGGACAAGGGCAAUAUGGGGCUGAAUGCUUUUGAUCGGAGCAUCAGUUUCUUCUCCUUUGAUCUCAACUUUGUCCUGGAGGAGAAACUGAGAAUUGCCGAACGGCAAGAAUCCCAAACAUUAUUUCAGGGCACUUUCUUUGACUCUAUGACUCUGGAACAAUUCAACACUGCCAUUCGUCCCAAGGUAAACGGCGCCAUAAACCUACAUAAUGCCACCAUUAAUGUCAACGCGAAUCUCGAUUUCUUCAUGACGAGCUCAACAGUCACAUACGUUGGUCACAUCUCGCAGUCCAACUAUGCAGCAUCCAACGCGGUGCUAGAUAACCUAGAACGGCAGCGCAUCAGCAAUGGCCUACCAGCAGCCACAGUCUCACUGGGGCCGAUCAAAGGCGUGGGCACGCUGAACCGCAACCCCGAGUAUGCCGAGAACCUGUUGCGGUCGGGGCUGAUUGAAGCCGAAGAGUCAGAGUUUAUCCGGCACUUCAACCGCUUCACGCACCCGCAGCUCAAGUCAAAGCACUUUGACAGUCUCACGCAGGGUCACAUUCUCACUGGAGAUCGCCGCUCAGCGCUGCUAGUCACAACACUCGAGUCGCGCAAAGCUGCCGGCAGCAGCGGUGGUGUGAUAGUCGAUGCCAGUGGUGAUGACCUACUGAUACCCGAAAUUUCUGAUGACCGCGACAAGGCAGUCAUCGUACUGGCAGAGGCUGUUUCACAGCGGCUGGCCAAGCUCAUGUUCAUCUCCAUCGAGGACAUCGAUAUCAGCCGUCCAUUUUCUCAUUUUGGUCUCGAUAGUAUGUCCGGCAGCGAGCUGAUCCAUUGGCUGAGCCAAAAUUUCGGUGUGGGCAUGUCAUUUUUGCAACUGCUGGCUCCCUCGUGCUCGCCCAAGAGUCUAGCAGGGACUAUCUUUGAUGCCCUUGAGAUGAAGGCAGCUGCGGCAGAAAUCUCAGCCCUGGUUAUCGUGGGUGGCACGUCUCACGAAUCUCCAAACGAAUCUCUUGUGUCUAAUGGCGUGAACGGUUCCACUGGUAUGAAUGGUUCCAGUGGUAUAGAUAGUGGUUCGGCUGGAUCUCAGAUGGAAAAGUUCUCUCGGUCAGUAAGAAGAGCAAUUGCCGAUUCAAAGCCAGUCAUGCAUUCUUAUGUAUGCUCAGUCGUCAACAAGAAGGGUGAACAACUCUAUACACUGUCCAAAGGCACAUUGUCACAGGAUUCCAGUACGAAAGUUGACUUUGACGCGGUAUACGGAAUGGCCUCUCUCACCAAGCUCAUGACCACAGUCGCCAUCAUGAUUUGUGUCGAUCGCGGACAGAUCUCCCUCGAUGAUGAUAUAGCUCCAAUCCUUCCGGAUCUGUGUGCUCCCCCGGUUCUGUAUGGUGUCGGUUCGGAGGGCCGAUGCUUGAUAAAACCCCGGACUAAGACCAUUACACUUCGAUUGCUAAUGAGCCAUCAAAGUGGCUGUGGUUAUCAUUCAAAUCCUCCGCUGGCGAGAUGGGCGAGACAGAAUGGCAAGACUAACAGCGUCUUUGACAAUGACUUUGAAAUCAUGAAGACCUAUCCACUCCUCUUUGAGCCCGGACAAGGCUGGAUGUAUGGCUCUGGGACCGACUGGGCCGGCGAGGCCAUCGCACGAAUGAACAAUACCACCCUCGAGGAGUUUAUGCGAUCUAACGUCUGGGAGCCACGGUCUGUGGUCAACACCGCGCGACUGGACAAAGUUCCUCGGCAUGGUGCUCGCGGACGGUGGAUCCAUACUCUCCAAAGCCAGCGUCGAUGA
Penicillium roqueforti is the source of this 2493-nucleotide messenger RNA. RefSeq lists its product as uncharacterized. Gene Ontology annotation, biological process: fatty acid biosynthetic process; secondary metabolite biosynthetic process. Gene Ontology annotation, molecular function: fatty acid synthase activity; oxidoreductase activity; phosphopantetheine binding. Bases 1 to 2493 code for a protein of 830 amino acids. The transcript is spliced from 7 exons. Lineage: Eukaryota; Fungi; Ascomycota; Eurotiomycetes; Eurotiales; Aspergillaceae. The record is from RefSeq and is a predicted model, not a curated record.